Messenger RNA from Culicoides brevitarsis, 3166 nucleotides. Its product is annotated as 116 kDa U5 small nuclear ribonucleoprotein component. NCBI's taxonomy places the organism in Eukaryota, Metazoa, Arthropoda, Insecta, Diptera, Ceratopogonidae. Gene Ontology annotation, cellular component: cytosol; U4/U6 x U5 tri-snRNP complex; U2-type catalytic step 2 spliceosome. The transcript has 3 exons. Gene Ontology annotation, molecular function: GTPase activity; U5 snRNA binding; GTP binding. The coding region runs from base 199 to 3126 and encodes 975 amino acids. Gene Ontology annotation, biological process: mRNA splicing, via spliceosome. The record is from RefSeq and is a predicted model, not a curated record.
GGCAAAACAAACCAAACAGACCUCGAUUCACCGAUUUUAAUUGAAAAUCAAGGGAAAUACGACGAAUUUGAGGGAAAAAAUCUUUGAAUUGUGUUUUUAAUCGUCGACAUUAACUGUAAAAAGUCGAAAAAUCGAAGGUUUUGAAUUUUUCACACAAUUUUUGGAUAAAAACUAUAAACGCCGCAAAACGUUGUAAUCAUGGAUGGCGAUUUGUACGAUGAAUUCGGAAAUUAUAUUGGACCUGAGCUCGACAGUAGCGAUGAGGACGAUGAUCAAAGCGUUUAUGGGCAAAAUGAGCCCGUCGACGAUAUUGAUGAUGACAUGCCCGAAGAUGAAGAAAUGGAACCGGAUGAAGACAAAACCAGUCGUGCCGUUGUUUUACACGAAGACAAACGCUACUACCCAACGUCUCUCGAAGUUUACGGACCCGAUGUCGAAACCAUCGUUCAAGAAGAAGAUGCCCAACCCCUCGAAAAACCCCUUAUCGAACCCGUAAAACGUUUAAAAUUCCAACUGAAAGAACAAGAACUCCCCGAAACGACUUACAACAUGGAAUUUUUAGCUGAUUUAAUGGAUACGCCGCCUCUCAUCCGCAACGUUGCUCUUGUCGGGCAUUUGCAUCACGGAAAAACGACCUUCGCUGAUUGCCUAAUUCGUCAAACACAUCCGCAAUUUCAAACGAUGGAAGAAAAAAGUUUGCGAUACACCGACACACUUUUCACGGAACAAGAACGCGGCGUUUCAAUUAAAUCGCAACCGAUAACUCUCGUUUUACCGGAUUGCAAAUCGAAGAGUUAUUUAAUGAAUAUUUUCGACACUCCGGGACACGUUAAUUUCUCCGACGAGGUAACUGCUUCGAUUCGAUUGUGCGAUGGCGUGGUUUUGUUCGUUGAUGCAGCCGAAGGAAUUAUGCUCAACACGGAGCGAAUUCUAAAACAUGCGAUUCAAGAAAGACUUCCCAUCACGUUGUGCAUCAACAAAAUCGAUCGAUUGAUUUUAGAGUUGAAAUUACCGCCGCAAGACGCUUAUUUCAAAAUUAAACAUGUCGUUGAAGAAGUCAAUGCUUUGUUAGCUCUCCAAGCUGUCAACGGACAAACGUAUCAAGUAUCGCCUGCUUUGGGAAAUGUUUGUUUCGCAAGCGGAUUAUACGGAAUUUGCUUCACGUUGAAAUCUUUUGCGAAAUUAUACGCUGACACCUAUGAGGGCGUCAAUUAUGUCGAAUUCGCCAAAAGACUAUGGGGUGACAUGUAUUUCCAUGCCAAAUCUCGUAAAUUUACGAAAAAACCUCCCCAUAAUUCGGCGCAACGAAGUUUUAUUGAAUUCAUUCUUGAACCUUUAUACAAACUUUUCGCCCAAAUCGUUGGAGAUGUCGACGGCACGCUCAUCGAUACAUUGAACGAACUCGCAAUUCGUGUCAACAAAGAAGAAAUGAAAUGUAAUAUUCGACCUCUGAUGCGUUUAAUAUGUAAUCGUUUCAUGGGCGAUUUUAGCGGCUUCGUUGACAUGUGUGUCGAACAUAUUUCAUCUCCAUUGGAAAAUUCAAAGGAAAAAAUCGAUCAUAUCUAUACGGGACCCAAAGAGGGAUCCAUUUACGAGGAUAUGUUGAAUUGCAAUCAAGAUGGCACUUUAAUGGUUCAUUCAACGAAGAUGUAUCCGUCGGAAGAUUGCACUUUGUUUCAUGUUUUGGCUCGUGUCAUGAGCGGAACAAUCCACGCCGGGCAAGAAGUCAAAGUUUUGGGCGAAAAUUACUCCCUGCUUGACGAAGAAGACUCCCGAAUCUUGCAAAUUGGGCGUUUAUGGAUCUACGAAGCACGUUACAAGAUCGAGCUGAAUAGAGUUCCUGCUGGAAAUUGGGUUUUGAUUGAAGGAAUCGACCAGAGUAUCGUAAAAACGUCGACAAUAACGGAAGUUAAUGUUGUCGAGGACUUGUACAUCUUCAGACCAUUGAAGUUUAAUACACAAAGUAUCAUCAAAAUCGCCGUUGAACCUGUAAAUCCCUCAGAAUUGCCCAAAAUGUUGGAUGGAUUGAGAAAAGUUAAUAAAUCUUACCCUCUGUUGGCGACUCGGGUCGAAGAAUCUGGCGAACAUGUCAUUUUAGGGACAGGAGAACUGUAUUUGGAUUGUGUGAUGCACGAUUUACGCAAGAUGUACUCCGAAAUUGACAUCAAAGUAGCAGAUCCGGUAGUUGCUUUUUGCGAAACUGUCGUUGAAACGUCGUCCUUGAAGUGUUUCGCUGAAACUCCAAAUAAAAAAAAUAAAAUUACGAUGAUUGCGGAGCCGUUGGAGAAGGGUUUAGCUGAAGAUAUUGAGAAUGAAACAGUUUCCAUUGGAUGGAAUAAGAAAAAAUUGGGAGAAUUUUUCCAAGUUAACUACGAUUGGGAUUUGCUUGCGGCACGUUCGAUUUGGGCAUUUGGUCCGGAUAAUACAGGUCCGAAUAUUUUAGUUGACGAUACGUUACCUUCGGAAGUUGAUAAGUCACUUUUGGGUUCGGUCAAAGAUUCAAUUGUUCAAGGAUUUCAAUGGGGAACGAGAGAAGGCCCGUUAUGCGAAGAACCAAUUAGAAAUGUGAAAUUUAAGAUUUUAGACGCAGUUAUUGCGAAUGAACCAUUGCAUCGGGGAGGAGGACAAGUUAUUCCCACAGCACGUAGAGUUGCGUAUUCGGCAUUUUUGAUGGCGACACCCCGAUUGAUGGAACCCUAUUUGUUCGUUGAAGUGCAGGCGCCCGCAGAUUGUGUCUCUGCUGUUUAUACAGUUCUUGCGAAACGACGAGGUCAUGUUACACAAGAUGCUCCUGUACCCGGAUCUCCAUUGUACACGAUAAAAGCAUUCAUUCCCGCGAUCGAUUCUUUCGGAUUCGAAACAGAUUUGCGAACUCACACGCAAGGACAGGCAUUUUGUUUGAGUGUUUUCCAUCAUUAUCAGAUCGUGCCGGGAGAUCCGCUUGACAAAACGAUUAUAAUUAGACCGUUGGAGCCUCAACCAGCGACGCAUUUGGCGCGUGAAUUUAUGGUCAAAACACGCAGAAGGAAGGGCUUGAGCGAAGAUGUGUCGAUUAACAAAUUCUUCGAUGAUCCUAUGUUGCUUGAACUUGCGAGACAAGAUGUUUUACUCAAUAGUGCGUUCUAAAAAAAAAUAUGGAAAUUUUCAAUAAAAAUUAAUUUGAAUC